Molecule: messenger RNA, 9633 nt
Organism: Eubalaena glacialis (North Atlantic right whale)
Lineage: Eukaryota; Metazoa; Chordata; Mammalia; Artiodactyla; Balaenidae
Gene: ITPR1
Product: inositol 1,4,5-trisphosphate receptor type 1
Exons: 59
Coding region: 245-8374 (2709 amino acids)
Biological process (GO): calcium ion transmembrane transport
Cellular component (GO): membrane; endoplasmic reticulum
Molecular function (GO): inositol 1,4,5 trisphosphate binding; inositol 1,4,5-trisphosphate-gated calcium channel activity
Source: RefSeq, a predicted model, not a curated record
GAGAGAACGCUCACGCCGAGAGGAGGUGUGGGUGUUCCGCUUCCAUCCUCACGGAAGGAGCUCCCGCUUCGCGGACAUGGGAUUACCCAGCGGCUGCUAACCCCUCUCCUCGCCCUGCUCCCCCAGAGCGGCGUGGCUCCCCGGGCACCAAGGAGCUGACUACCGAGGAGCGGGACUCGCACCCCUGGCUGGGCGUGUGUUGGCAACAGAGUGCCUGACCCGGGUCAGGAUUCUCAAGAAAGCCAUGUCUGACAAGAUGUCUAGUUUCCUUCAUAUCGGAGACAUUUGUUCUCUGUACGCCGAGGGAUCGACAAAUGGAUUUAUUAGCACCUUGGGCCUGGUUGAUGAUCGUUGUGUUGUACAGCCAGAAGCUGGGGACCUUAACAAUCCACCCAAGAAAUUCAGAGAUUGCCUCUUUAAACUAUGUCCCAUGAAUCGCUACUCUGCCCAGAAGCAGUUCUGGAAAGCUGCUAAGCCAGGAGCCAACAGCACGACAGACGCAGUACUGCUUAACAAACUACACCAUGCUGCAGACUUGGAAAAGAAGCAGAAUGAGACGGAAAACAGGAAAUUGCUGGGGACCGUGAUCCAGUACGGCAAUGUGAUCCAGCUCUUGCAUUUGAAAAGUAAUAAAUACCUAACAGUGAAUAAGAGGCUUCCAGCUCUGCUGGAGAAGAAUGCCAUGAGAGUAACGUUGGACGAGGCUGGCAACGAAGGGUCCUGGUUUUACAUUCAGCCGUUCUACAAGCUGCGAUCCAUCGGAGACAGUGUGGUCAUAGGUGACAAGGUUGUUCUGAACCCCGUGAAUGCUGGCCAGCCCUUACAUGCCAGCAGUCAUCAGCUGGUGGAUAACCCAGGCUGCAACGAGGUCAAUUCCGUCAACUGCAAUACAAGCUGGAAAAUAGUCCUUUUCAUGAAAUGGAGUGAUAACAAAGAUGACAUAUUAAAGGGGGGUGACGUCGUGAGGCUGUUCCACGCCGAGCAGGAGAAGUUCCUCACCUGUGACGAGCACAGGAAGAAGCAGCACGUCUUCCUGAGAACUACCGGCCGGCAGUCAGCCACGUCUGCCACUAGCUCCAAAGCCCUGUGGGAGGUGGAGGUGGUCCAGCAUGACCCGUGUCGGGGUGGAGCAGGGUAUUGGAACAGCCUCUUCCGUUUCAAGCAUCUUGCUACAGGGCAUUACUUAGCAGCAGAGGUAGACCCUGACUUUGAGGAAGAAUGCCUGGAGUUUCAGCCCUCACUGGACCCUGAUCAGGAUGCCUCCCGAAGCAGGUUGCGAAACGCCCAAGAAAAGAUGGUGUACUCCCUGGUCUCUGUGCCCGAAGGCAAUGACAUCUCGUCCAUCUUUGAGCUAGAUCCCACCACCCUCCGUGGAGGCGAUAGCCUUGUCCCAAGAAACUCCUAUGUCCGGCUCAGACACCUGUGUACUAAUACCUGGGUUCACAGCACAAAUAUCCCCAUUGACAAGGAAGAAGAAAAACCCGUGAUGCUAAAAAUUGGAACCUCUCCCGUGAAGGAGGACAAAGAAGCAUUUGCCAUAGUUCCAGUCUCUCCUGCUGAGGUUCGGGACCUGGACUUUGCCAAUGAUGCCAGCAAGGUGCUGGGCUCCAUAGCUGGGAAGCUGGAGAAGGGCACCAUCACCCAGAAUGAGAGAAGAUCUGUAACCAAGCUCCUGGAAGACUUGGUUUACUUUGUCACUGGUGGAACUAAUUCCGGUCAAGAUGUUCUUGAAGUGGUCUUCUCUAAGCCCAACAGAGAACGGCAGAAGCUGAUGAGAGAACAGAAUAUUCUCAAGCAGAUCUUCAAGUUGUUACAGGCCCCAUUCACAGACUGUGGUGACGGCCCGAUGCUACGUCUGGAGGAGCUGGGCGACCAGCGGCACGCGCCCUUCAGACACAUCUGCCGCCUCUGCUACAGGGUCCUGAGACACUCCCAGCAGGACUACAGAAAGAACCAGGAGUACAUAGCCAAGCAGUUUGGCUUCAUGCAGAAGCAGAUUGGCUAUGAUGUGCUGGCUGAAGACACCAUCACUGCCCUGCUCCACAAUAAUCGGAAACUCCUGGAAAAACACAUCACCGCGGCGGAGAUCGACACCUUCGUCAGUCUGGUGCGAAAGAACAGGGAGCCCAGAUUCUUAGAUUACCUCUCUGAUCUCUGCGUGUCCAUGAACAAAUCCAUUCCAGUGACCCAGGAACUGAUAUGUAAAGCUGUGCUGAAUCCAACCAACGCUGACAUUCUGAUUGAGACCAAGUUGGUACUCUCUCGUUUCGAAUUUGAAGGUGUUUCUACUGGAGAGAACGCUCUGGAGGCAGGAGAGGAUGAGGAAGAAGUGUGGCUGUUUUGGAGGGACGGCAACAAAGAGGUUCGCAGUAAGAGCGUGAGGGAGCUGGCGCAGGAUGCUAAGGAGGGGCAGAAAGAAGACCGGGACGUCCUCAGCUACUACAGGUACCAGCUGAACCUCUUUGCGAGGAUGUGCCUGGACCGCCAGUACCUCGCCAUCAACGAAAUCUCGGGCCAGCUGGACGUGGAUCUCAUUCUCCGCUGCAUGUCUGAUGAGAACCUGCCCUAUGACCUGCGGGCGUCCUUCUGCCGUCUCAUGCUCCACAUGCAUGUGGACCGAGACCCACAGGAGCAAGUCACUCCCGUGAAAUACGCCCGCCUCUGGUCCGAGAUUCCCUCCGAGAUCGCCAUUGAUGACUAUGAUAGUAGUGGCACUUCCAAAGAUGAAAUUAAGGAGAGGUUUGCUCAGACCAUGGAAUUUGUGGAGGAGUAUUUAAGAGAUGUGGUGUGUCAGAGGUUCCCUUUCUCUGAUAAAGAGAAAAAUAAACUUACAUUUGAGGUUGUAAACUUAGCUAGGAAUCUCAUAUACUUUGGUUUCUACAACUUCUCUGACCUUCUACGAUUAACCAAAAUCCUUCUGGCCAUAUUGGACUGUGUGCACGUGACCACAAUCUUCCCCAUCAGCAAGAUGGCGAAGGGAGAGGAGAAUAAAGGUAGUAACGUGAUGCGGUCCAUCCAUGGGGUUGGAGAGCUGAUGACCCAGGUGGUGCUCCGGGGAGGAGGCUUCCUGCCCAUGACUCCCACGGCCACCGCCCCUGAGGGCAACGUGAAGCAAGCAGAGCCGGAGAAGGAGGACAUCAUGGUGAUGGACACCAAGUUGAAGAUCAUUGAAAUACUCCAGUUUAUUUUGAAUGUGAGGUUGGAUUAUAGGAUCUCCUGCCUCCUGUGUAUAUUUAAGCGGGAGUUUGAUGAAAGCAAUUCCCAGACUUCGGAAACAUCCUCCGGAAACAGCAGCCAAGAGGGACCAAGUAAUGUACCAGGUGCUCUUGACUUUGAACACAUUGAGGAGCAAGCCGAGGGCAUCUUCGGAGGAAGGAAAGAGAACACGCCACUGGACCUGGACGACCACGGCGGCAGAACCUUCCUCCGGGUCCUGCUCCAUUUGACGAUGCACGACUACCCACCCCUGGUGUCAGGGGCCCUGCAGCUCCUCUUUCGGCACUUCAGUCAGAGGCAGGAGGUCCUGCAGGCCUUCAAACAGGUUCAACUGCUUGUUACCAGCCAAGAUGUCGACAACUACAAACAGAUCAAACAAGACUUGGACCAACUGAGAUCCAUCGUGGAGAAGUCAGAGCUUUGGGUGUACAAAGGGCAGGGCCCCGACGAGGCCAUGGACGGUGCAUCUGGUGAAAAUGAGCAUAAGAAAACAGAGGAGGGGAAUAACAAGUCACAGAAGCAUGAAAGCACCAGCAGCUAUAACUACAGGGUGGUCAAAGAGAUUUUGAUUCGACUCAGCAAACUCUGUGUCCAAGAGAGCGCGUCGGUGCGGAAGAGCAGGAAGCAGCAGCAGCGCCUGCUCCGGAACAUGGGCGCCCACGCCGUGGUGCUGGAGCUGCUGCAGAUCCCCUACGAGAAGGCCGAAGACACCAAGAUGCAGGAGAUAAUGAGGCUGGCUCACGAGUUUCUGCAGAAUUUCUGUGCUGGCAACCAACAGAAUCAGGCUUUGCUCCACAAACACAUAAACCUGUUUCUCAACCCAGGGAUCCUGGAGGCGGUCACGAUGCAGCACAUCUUCAUGAACAAUUUCCAGCUGUGUAGUGAGAUCAACGAGAGAGUCGUCCAGCACUUUGUUCACUGCAUUGAGACUCACGGUCGAAACGUCCAGUAUAUCAAGUUCUUGCAGACGAUUGUCAAGGCCGAAGGGAAAUUCAUCAAAAAGUGCCAAGACAUGGUCAUGGCUGAGCUGGUUAAUUCAGGAGAGGAUGUCCUCGUAUUCUACAACGACAGAGCCUCUUUCCAGACUCUGAUCCAGAUGAUGAGGUCGGAACGGGACCGGAUGGAUGAGAACAGCCCUCUCAUGUACCACAUCCACCUGGUCGAGCUCUUGGCCGUGUGCACAGAGGGCAAGAACGUCUACACGGAGAUCAAGUGCAACUCCCUGCUCCCGCUGGAUGACAUUGUCCGCGUGGUGACCCACGAGGACUGCAUCCCCGAGGUUAAAAUUGCGUACAUUAACUUCCUGAAUCACUGCUAUGUGGAUACGGAGGUGGAAAUGAAGGAGAUUUAUACCAGUAAUCACAUGUGGAAAUUGUUUGAGAAUUUCCUUGUGGACAUCUGCAGGGCCUGUAACAACACAAGUGACAGGAAACACGCAGACUCAAUUUUGGAGAGGUAUGUCACCGAAAUUGUCAUGAGCAUCGUUACUACGUUCUUCAGUUCUCCCUUCUCAGACCAGAGUACGACUUUGCAGACUCGCCAGCCCGUCUUUGUGCAGCUGCUGCAAGGUGUGUUCAGGGUUUACCACUGCAACUGGCUCAUGCCGAGCCAGAAGGCCUCAGUGGAGAGCUGCAUUCGGGUGCUCUCUGAUGUAGCCAAGAGCCGGGCCAUUGCCAUCCCCGUGGACCUGGACAGCCAGGUCAACAACCUCUUCCUCAAGUCCCACAACAUCGUGCAGAAAACUGCCAUGAACUGGCGGCUGACGGCCCGCAAUGCAGCUCGCAGAGACUCUGUCCUGGCAGCUUCCAGAGACUACCGGAAUAUCAUCGAGCGCUUGCAGGACAUCGUCUCUGCCCUGGAGGACCGUCUCAGGCCCCUGGUGCAGGCCGAGUUAUCUGUGCUGGUGGACGUCCUCCACAGGCCUGAGCUGCUUUUCCCGGAGAACACAGAUGCCAGAAGAAAGUGUGAAAGUGGUGGCUUCAUUUGCAAGUUAAUAAAGCACACUAAACAGCUGCUAGAGGAGAAUGAGGAGAAACUCUGCAUUAAGGUCCUACAGACCCUCAGAGAAAUGAUGACCAAAGAUAGAGGCUAUGGAGAAAAGGGUGAGGCCCUCAGGCAGAUUUUGGUCAACCGUUACUAUGGAAACGUCAGACCUUCAGGAAGAAGAGAGAGCCUUACCAGCUUUGGCAAUGGCCCGCUGUCACCAGGAGGACCCGGCAAGCCAGGGGGAGGAGGGGGAGGUUCCGGGUCCAGCUCCAUGAGCAGGGGGGAGAUGAGCCUGGCUGAGGUUCAGUGCCACCUUGACAAGGAGGGGGCCUCCAAUCUGGUCAUCGACCUCAUAAUGAACGCAUCCAGCGAUCGAGUGUUCCAUGAAAGCAUUCUCCUGGCCAUCGCCCUGCUGGAGGGAGGCAACACCACCAUACAGCACUCCUUUUUCUGCCGGUUGACAGAAGAUAAGAAGUCGGAGAAAUUCUUCAAGGUCUUCUAUGACCGAAUGAAGGUGGCCCAGCAAGAAAUCAAGGCAACGGUGACAGUGAACACCAGUGACUUGGGAAAUAAAAAGAAAGAUGACGAGGUAGACAGGGAUGCCCCAUCACGGAAAAAAGCCAAAGAGCCCACGACACAGAUAACGGAAGAGGUCCGGGAUCAGCUCCUGGAGGCCUCUGCCGCCACCAGGAAAGCCUUCACCACCUUCAGAAGGGAGGCUGACCCCGACGAUCACUACCAGUCAGGGGAGGGCGCCCAGGCCACAGCAGACAAGACCAAGGACGACCUGGAGAUGAGCGCGGUCAUCACCAUCAUGCAGCCCAUCCUCCGCUUCCUGCAGCUCCUGUGCGAAAACCACAACCGGGACCUACAGAACUUCCUUCGUUGCCAAAAUAACAAGACCAACUACAAUUUGGUAUGUGAGACGCUGCAGUUUCUGGACUGUAUUUGUGGAAGUACCACGGGGGGUCUUGGUCUUCUCGGACUCUAUAUCAACGAAAAGAAUGUGGCCCUCAUCAACCAAACCCUGGAAAGUCUGACCGAAUACUGUCAAGGACCUUGCCAUGAGAACCAGAACUGCAUAGCCACCCAUGAAUCCAAUGGCAUUGACAUCAUCACAGCCCUGAUCCUCAAUGACAUCAACCCUCUGGGAAAGAAGAGGAUGGACCUUGUAUUGGAAUUGAAGAACAACGCAUCCAAGUUGCUCCUGGCCAUCAUGGAGAGCAGGCACGACAGUGAAAAUGCCGAGAGGAUACUCUAUAACAUGAGACCCAAGGAACUGGUGGAAGUGAUCAAGAAAGCCUACAUGCAAGGCGAAGUGGAAUUUGAGGAUGGAGAGAAUGGCGAGGACGGAGCUGCUUCCCCCAGGAACGUGGGACACAACAUCUACAUCUUAGCUCAUCAGUUGGCUCGGCACAACAAAGAACUUCAGACCAUGCUGAAACCUGGUGGCCAAGUGGAGGGAGACGAAGCUCUGGAGUUUUACGCCAAGCACACGGCCCAGAUAGAGAUUGUCAGAUUAGACCGAACCAUGGAACAGAUUGUUUUUCCCGUGCCCAGUAUAUGUGAAUUCCUAACCAAGGAGUCAAAGCUGCGAAUAUACUACACUACAGAGAGGGAUGAGCAAGGCAGCAAGAUCAACGAUUUCUUCCUGCGGUCCGAGGACCUCUUCAAUGAGAUGAAUUGGCAAAAGAAGCUGCGAGCCCAGCCCGUUCUGUACUGGUGUGCCCGCAACAUGUCUUUCUGGAGCAGCAUUUCAUUCAACCUGGCUGUCCUGAUGAAUCUGCUUGUGGCAUUUUUCUACCCAUUUAAAGGAGUCCGAGGAGGAACCCUGGAGCCACACUGGUCAGGGCUGCUGUGGACAGCCAUGCUCAUAUCUCUGGCCAUUGUCAUUGCCCUCCCCAAGCCCCACGGCAUCCGGGCCUUAAUCGCUUCCACAAUUCUCCGGUUGAUAUUUUCGGUCGGCUUACAACCCACGUUGUUUCUUCUGGGAGCUUUCAACGUCUGCAAUAAAAUCAUCUUUCUGAUGAGCUUUGUGGGCAACUGUGGAACAUUCACCAGAGGCUACCGAGCCAUGGUUCUGGAUGUUGAGUUCCUUUAUCAUUUGCUGUAUCUGCUGAUCUGCGCCAUGGGGCUCUUCGUCCAUGAAUUCUUCUACAGUUUGCUGCUUUUUGACUUAGUGUACAGAGAAGAGACUCUGCUUAAUGUCAUUAAAAGCGUCACUCGCAACGGACGGUCCAUCAUCUUGACGGCGGUCCUGGCUUUGAUCCUGGUUUACCUGUUCUCAAUAGUGGGCUACCUUUUCUUCAAGGAUGACUUCAUCUUGGAAGUAGAUAGGCUGCCCAAUGAAACCGCUCUUCCAGAAGCCAGUGAGAGUUUGGCAAGCGAGUUCCUGUACUCUGACGUGUGUAGGGUGGAGACUGGGGAGAACUGCUCCUCUCCGGCACCCAAAGAAGAGCGGGUCCCUGCAGAGGAGACGGAGCAGGAUAAAGAGCACACGUGUGAGACGCUCCUGAUGUGCAUCGUCACGGUGCUGAGUCACGGGCUGCGGAGCGGGGGCGGAGUGGGAGAUGUGCUCAGGAAGCCGUCCAAAGAGGAGCCCCUCUUUGCUGCUCGAGUGAUCUAUGACCUCUUGUUCUUCUUCAUGGUCAUCAUCAUUGUCCUUAAUCUGAUUUUCGGGGUCAUCAUUGACACCUUUGCCGAUCUGAGGAGUGAAAAGCAGAAGAAAGAGGAGAUCUUAAAGACCACGUGCUUUAUCUGCGGCUUGGAAAGAGACAAGUUUGACAACAAGACUGUCACCUUUGAAGAGCACAUCAAGGAGGAGCACAACAUGUGGCACUAUCUGUGCUUCAUCGUCCUGGUGAAAGUCAAGGACUCCACGGAGUACACGGGGCCCGAGAGUUACGUGGCGGAAAUGAUCAAGGAAAGAAACCUUGACUGGUUCCCAAGGAUGAGAGCCAUGUCCCUGGUCAGCAGCGAUUCGGAAGGAGAACAGAAUGAGCUGAGGAACCUGCAGGAGAAGCUGGAGUCCACCAUGAAGCUGGUCACUAAUCUUUCUGGGCAGCUGUCAGAAUUAAAGGACCAGAUGACAGAACAAAGGAAGCAGAAACAAAGAAUUGGUCUUCUAGGGCAUCCUCCUCACAUGAACGUCAACCCACAGCAACCAGCAUAAGCAAAUGAAAUAAAGGAAUCGUAUUUACCUUUUUAAAUUAUUUUUAGUGUGGGUAUGGCUAAUUCGUUCUGAUUCACCCACAAGGGUUACAUUUAUGCUUAGUAUAUUUGUAAAUACUCAGUUUUAUACUGUAUGUAUAUGAUUGCUACUCUCAAGGUUUGGAUAUAUGUAUUGUAAUUAGAAUUGUUGGCACGAUGAAAUUUCAUUUGUGCCAAAAAUAUUAAAAAUGCCUUUUUUGGAAGGACUAAAGAAAGCACCUGAUUUGCACUUGAACCACAUUAUAUAGAUUUAAAAGUAUAUGACAUGUAUUUUGUAUUUAAAACUAGAAUAGCCAGUAUUUAUGUUUUUUAUAAAACUGUGCAAUACCAAUUAUGCAAUCACAAUAAAUUUGUAACUCCUGAGUAUCCUAAGGGGAGUGCACAUCUUUGAAGCUGGUGUGUUAAUAAAUAGUAUGUAAUAAAUGGUUAACUAUCAAAUGAUGCUGCUGCCAAAAUCAUAUUAAUAGUGAGUUUCAGGCCCCCGGGCAUUUUGUACCGUAUAAUUAUCCUGUGGUGAUACUACUUCUCAUUGCUAGCGGCGCUAGUGCCUCUGUCUCCUGGUGACAGUGCGCCAAGCCUAGGAACUGUCAAGUCAGCAUUCAUUUUAAGAAAAGCAACUUUAGUUUCAAAGAUACUUUAAGGCUUCUGAAUUGAUCAUUUAAACUAUUUCUUUAAGUAAGAGAGCUAAAUUAGAGGCUCAGACUUUAGUUUGCCAAGUCAGUGAAUUUUUUAAAGGGAACUUUUUAUGCCACGUUUGAGGUAAAUAAAUGCAUACUGCUAGCCAAUCAAUGUCAUCUCCUAGGUGAAUUCUGGUGUCACGUUAUAAAGAAAUAAGUAAUUGAUGGGCUCUAGAUUAUCUAGUCCAAACAAACAGUAGAGUUGAUUUUUUUUCUUCAUCUGAACCAACAUGCUACAGUAGCUAAGAAGUAUUAAACUAUAUCCAUCCAUGUAAAGAUGAAAUAUGAUCUAUCCCAUUAGAACUCAUAGUUUGAACACUGACAUGUUAUUCUUGUGAAAGAGCCACAUUUUGGUUUUAUUUCUUUGUCACAUUAUUUCUUUUCUUGAUGGAUGAAAAGUAUGAAAGGAAACUUUUAUAUCUGUUGCCUAGUUUUGUACAUGGAUCUCAUUUUACAAGAGAAUCUCUCUACAAAAAAAGUUAAACAUGUAUUGAAAGCAGAGUUCUGAAAUGAGUAAAGUUUGUAAAUGCAGAUAUAAAAAUAA